Messenger RNA from Chanos chanos (milkfish), 3804 nucleotides. It is a transcript of the gene nexmifa, whose product is annotated as neurite extension and migration factor a. Lineage: Eukaryota; Metazoa; Chordata; Actinopteri; Gonorynchiformes; Chanidae. Gene Ontology annotation, cellular component: nucleus. Gene Ontology annotation, biological process: negative regulation of cell-matrix adhesion; negative regulation of neuron migration; negative regulation of cell-cell adhesion mediated by cadherin. Bases 1 to 3804 code for a protein of 1267 amino acids. The record is from RefSeq and is a predicted model, not a curated record. The transcript is spliced from 2 exons.
AUGGAUGUUUUACAGGAGCCUCGUUACCCGGGGCCAGAGCCAAGCCCCGCCCAGAAAAACACCACCACACAGAAUGAAUCACAUGACCAGCUCUCCGGUGCGCCACAUGAUCUGCGUAACUGUGAUGAUAUUGAGUCUGCUGUCCUGGCCCCGCCCACCCUCAGCCCGUCUGACCUCCACGACGAGUCAGUUUCCAAUGCCACAUCUCUUUCCUCGCUCUCUUCAUUUUCUUCACUCUCCUCCUUGUCAUCCCUGUCUUCUGUGUCCUGCUCAAAGCCGGUGACGCCCUGGUCUGUGCCACAGAGCUGUGAUGGGGCGCCUCUCUCCACUGUGGAGUCUGGGGGCGGGGACUGCCUGAGCUGCCUGAUCCAAACAAAGAACCCGACCGAACCAGAGUCCUGCGAGGCCGUGCUGGGCCUGACCUCGGAGUUCCAGACCUGUUCCACCCCCAAUAUCAGCAUGCAGUGCCUCGGCCCCACCCCUAACGCUGGUCGCUAUGGCGAUCAAGUGUUGUCUGACCAGUUGCUCAGCGGACCAACCCAUCCGGAUGGAGCCAAUGAGGGAGCUACUGAGGGAAGGCCACUGAGAGACAGUGAAUCUGAGGAGGAUCCCUCCUCUAGAAACAUCUACGAGGGGCUCGGGGAGGAGGCGCAGGACUGGAGCUGUCUGGAGUCUCUGAUCAGCGAGAGCCGUAUGGAGCUGCUGGACCUGUGCUCUCGCAGUGAGCUGGCAGUCAACCUGUUCUGUGAAGAGGAUGUGGAUAACUACAUGUUUCAGGAGGAGGAAACGGCCCUGAACACAGACAUCUGUUCCCUAAAGAUUCGCUACGAGUCGUACCAGGACGGAGCACAAGAGAGGAGCGAGCACGUCCUUCAGGAUGACACGCAGCUCAACUUUUUCCCCAGCAUUCCCUGUGGUCGGAGGGAGGGGCCAAGAGAGAAACAGGACCAGUGGGCUGAGGACAAGACAGACACCCAAGCCACACCCAACGUCAGCCCUGAGAGCAACUUUCUGUUUGACCUCAGCAACUCCCCUGAGGAUUCAGCUGAAUCCAGUGACGAUAGCUCAUGCACUGGCUCCUCCCCUGACGCGUGGCAGGCUCGACGGGCCCAUGGACGCUUGUCCCGGGAGAACUCGAGCUCUUCCAGCCAGCUCAGUUACCGCCUGCGGGCCAAGAGGAAGGUAGCUUAUCGGGAGGACUACCUGUAUGACGUAGACUCCAUUGAAGGCGAGAAGAACGCGGAGAAACGCGAAAAACAGCCUGUUGAACCGAAGAACGAGCGAGAUGAUGACUGGUGCCCGAAACGCAGGCGGAAGUCCUGUCGGAAGGAGCCCCCUGUAAUCAUCAAAUACAUCAUCAUCAACCGUUUUAAAGGGGAGAAGAACAUGCGGGUGAAGCUGGGCAAAGUGGACCCGUCGGCCACGGCAGUGCGUUUGAGUUCAGACGCCAUGCUGCAGUACGAGAGGCUGGCGCCUCUGAAGGCUUACUGGCAGAGACGUGAGAGGGAACAGCGGGAGCAGAACAGACUCGCUGCUGCUGACAAAGCAAAACGUCUGAAUGGCUGCAAGAGGUCCCCCAGCUCCGCCCCUCCUAAACGCAAACAUCGGAUGGCGAGCAGACUCAGGAUCCAGCGGGUCCGUGCCGUGGAGAACCCACCGAUCAGCCAAUUGCCAAACCCCCCAAAUUGCCAGCGAGAACAUUCUGAGCACACGCUAAUGGUACUGGACCGAGCCAAAAUGAAGCCAGGUGAAGCGCUGGGGGAGGCUGUGGCUGACUGCUCUGCGGAGGUAGAGUCCGGAAACACGGCACAUGUGGUCAGAGCAAAGAGCAGGACACAGGAGAGAGAGGAAAGGAGAAAAGGAAACAAAACAGGCAAGAUUAAGAAAUUCAAAAGUGAGGCCCGUCUGCGGUGUAAAAAGCUGAGGGAUGUAGAGAGAGAGGGAAAUGCGACAUCACAAGAUCUCGCUGAGGUAAGCUCCACUGUUCCCCAGACACAGAGCGGCUCUCCUGAUGGCAUUCUGGUUGCAGGGGAAACCACCACUACCGCCAGUAACGUUCCUGAUAAAUGCACUUUUACACCUGCUACCCCUGGCUCUGAUGGGAAUGUGGUGGUUUUGCCAGGCGGAUACCUACAGACUUUGCUGGAGACUUCGGAUUCAUCCAGCAGUACGGGCAUUGCAUACUUCCCCCAGCAGCAGCACCAGCAGCAGGAGGCAGGAUUGUUACCCAUAACCACCCCCUUGCCAUCCACACAGAGCUGUGUUCUCUCCCCUCCCUCAGAGUCCGAGCUCCCGCAGUCCCCUCAGGCCGCCUCACAUCACUCACACCACGCUGAGAUACACAACACACGCUACAUCGAAUCCAACAACAACGAACCAAACUACGCUGUAUCCUGGCAUUCCCAACCUACCAAUGAGCAGCUCCCGUUUUCUCCCGACAUCCCCACUCAGUCUCCGGUGAUGCCUUCUGGCUUCUCCAGGCCUCUGCCAGUGCUGGCUGUUGAUGGAACCAAUGUGGCAGAGUACGGGCCGGUGCCACUGGCAGGCUGCAGGAUCCCGUUUGAGGAACCGCUGGUACCAGAGUCACAAUCGGACCCAGAUUAUGGUAUGAGUCCUGCAGGGUCCUGCGGUGACAGGCUUGUCAGCUUCAACUCACUGGGUUCGCUUUCUGCUGCCUCAAGCAACUACAGCUCUCUGAGCCUACGUGACGGAGAGGGGGAGAGAGAGGAGGAAAUGAGCGAAAUGAACGACACGUUCCUGUCUCACUGCAGCCCACGGUUGGUCCUGCAGCAGAACCUGGAAGAGGUCACUCCUCUUAGAGAAUCUACUGACCUGCUGGACAUCUCCAACUUUACCCCAGAUAAAUUCCGCCACUCCUCCCUAUCUGAGAUGUCCCCGCCUGACACGCCCAAUUCUUCACCACAGCUCCUGGGGAAUUGUGGGAAGGGUGGGAGCUUCUCUGAGACAGGAGGAGUGAGUACCUGUGGAGCAGCUGAGUUACAGUGGGACCACGGGGUUAGCACACAGCUGGAACGAGAUGGGGCAGGGAACACACACCUCCUCCAGAUACACACGUUCAGUCAGGAAGAGGAAGAAGAGGAACUUAGGGAUCAAAAGGGGACAAAGAGGAAGGGUGGAAAAAAUGGCCAAGGCUCCAAAAAGAGUAAAACGCCCAGGGCAGCUAAGGGUGAGAAGGCCAAGCUCCCUAGACAGGGCUCCCGUUCUGCACGGAAAAUUAAAGCCCUGUUGGAAGGGAAAGCCGCUAAAAGCGGGGCGAGGUCACCGAGUAGCGCUGCCUCUCCCACACCCUCUCUAGGCAUGCUGGGACCGCAGGGGGAAUGGGUCAGUAGCGCCGCGCUGUCCGAGGAUGACCAGCGUGAGUUCCAGGAACCAUCCAACAUCCUGUCCAACAUUGUGUCAGGCAUGGCUGAGGUACAGCGUUUCAUGAGGGCAUCUGUAGAGCCACUGUGGGGACCUUGCCUGUCUCCGGGGCAACACUCUCUGCAGAGUCAGACCCUGAAGAUCUUGGGCAGCCCAGCAGACCUAAAGAAGAGAGGCAGUGCCUCGGGGGCUGGCAGAGGGAAGAAAGGGGCGGGGCGCGGGGGUAAGACCCCUCCAAAGCUCCUCCAACCCGCAUUCUUCCCUCCCUUGGGCCUGGACUGCCUCCCUAUGCCACAUCGACCCGCCCACAAAAAGAUGUACCGACACAAAAGCAGUGCUAAAUUUGCCCGUGAGGAACUGUUAGCCGGAAAACGGGAUGUUAAAGCUGUUGCCCUGACUGCACUGGUAGAAAAACGGAGGUAA